Messenger RNA from Trachymyrmex cornetzi, 3577 nucleotides. RefSeq lists its product as uncharacterized. The coding region runs from base 915 to 1691 and encodes 258 amino acids. The record is from RefSeq and is a predicted model, not a curated record. Lineage: Eukaryota; Metazoa; Arthropoda; Insecta; Hymenoptera; Formicidae. The transcript has 6 exons.
AUUACGAGAACGGGAAUAUGUUAGAGCAUAUUCGAUCGUGUAUACACGCGUGUGUACUGAACAAAUCGGAGUAUCUAUAAUUCACCAACGCUUAAAAAAACGAAUAAACGUACAGAUAAUUUGAAACAGGAUAAAAUUAGAGAAAAUUAUUUGUGUGGCUGUUAUAACGAACGAAGCGUACGCGAUUUUGCAAGUCGGCAAUAAUUGGUUAUUUAAUUAACAAAUUAAUUAGUCGUGAGGAGGUAGAGAGAUAUAAAUGGUAUCUGUCGCGUGGAGCAGAAGGCUGAGCUGCUUGAGCGCGCACCGAGUCAAUAUUUGACCCGCGAGAUUCACGAUCGUUGUCGAACGUAGGCUGUGUGAUGACGAGAGAAUAUUUAUGAAAAUGUGCGGCUUAUUUGAACAAGAACACACACGUGCGCGCGUAAAUUCUUGCGUAUACAACAUAUGUUAUUGCACGAAGCGCAAGAAGCCCAGCAAAAGUAGUCACUUUGAAUUUUCCGACGCCGAUGGACGUGAUUCUGCAUAAAGUUUAAGGAAAGCAGUGAUGCUAAUUAACCUUAAUUAACACCUCUGCAUCUAGCUCCAGCUAGAUAGAGAAUGAAGAAUUUUAUUACUCGAUCGGAGCUCAUCAAGCAGUCAACCUUUCAGUCUGUUAUCUGCGAUUCUUGCAGGUGCGCAUACGUAUUCGAAUUGUCAUAAACUCAUGUCGCAUGUCAUACACGAAGCUGUAAUUAUUAAAAUAUGAAUAAAGAAAGAAUUUUUUUCCAUGGAGAGAGAGAAUAAGAUAGAUGUUGCCAUAUUAUAUCUUUUGCUGAUGAACAUUUUUUAACGACAAACAAGUGGAUACGUAUAAAGAGUUCUUUUCUAAUUGAUAAUUUGGAUAGUUCGGAGGAGGCAUUAUAUAAGAAACAAUUAUGAAUUCAAAGCAAGCAGAAAUAUGGCUGGCGGUGUUGUAUACCGGAUCCAUGAUAUUCUCCGUCACGUCUGUUGUAUCCCUGGUGACGACAUGGCAGAAUUGGGUAGUGACAUUAGACGGUUGCAUCGAUGUUGAUUGCGGCUGUAUAUUAUACGGUAUCAAUACAUUUCGCACAUUUCUCGGCGGCGACGAGAAACUAUGCCACUUCGCCGCGUACGCUCUCACACCCAUCACAGUAAUCAGUUUGUGUCUUGGGGCCUAUCAUGGAUACAGAUGUUGCAUACAUAAAAAUUUAGAUGAUCCUAAGCAAAUUAAUCGCGGACAAGUGUACAAUGACAACAGAAGAAAUCUUAAUGGCUAUGUUGUGGUCCAUGUAAAGAAGAGAGUUGCUUUUAAGCGGUGGAUGCCUAUCGGUUUCCUUGCAGCGCUUGUUUGCUGCCUGUCUCUCGCCCAUGCGGUCGUGAUAACCGACGGCUACUAUAAAACUUGCGAACAAUAUAGACGAAAUCUCAUUCAACUCUUGGGUUCGAGAGGCCGCGAAAUUUUAGCGAUUCAUAAUAGGUUGUCGUGCGGCGCGAUUUUCGAUUUCAUGGAUUAUGUUCAGCCAGAUAAGAAUCACUGGAGUCGCACCGAGAUGAACACCGGGAUCGCGCUUCAACUCGCAAUAUAUACGAGCUGGUUAAAUUUCGUCGCUUGGAUACUCGCGUGCUCUAUAAACUUCAUCAUGGCGAGGAAAAAGCAGCGCAAUUUAGGAGAAAAAUUUUGUUGCUGUUGAAUGACAUCCUUUAUAAAAUUAAUUAGUGGCAAACUCUUGACAGUAUUUUGGUAAAAUAUAAUAAAUAAGGAUAUUCUCUGAAAAAAUAUAACAGGACGCAGGCGUAUAUGAUUGAUACUCAUGUUAAUAGUAUACAUUUUAUUUAUGUAUUUUAUACAGAGAUAUAGUGUUUUCAAUAACUAUUUUCUUCGUAUCUGUGCCUAAUAUAAAAAAAUUAAAGAUUCAUCUGCUCUGCCGUGGAAAAUAAUCGCGUCCCUCUUUCAUAUUUUAUAUAAUCCCUUUCAUAUUUUAUAUAAUCCCCUAUUCUCUUUAUACAUUUUUACACGACUUUCAUUACUAUAUUACACAUACACAUGUGCGCACACAUUGGAACCAUAUUUUUGAUCAUCCCAAGAAGUUUAAAAAUCCACACUGUUAAACUUAGUAUAAACGAGAGCGCGUUAUUUCUUUCAUAUUAUUACCUUGCUGAAACACGAUAAUUAUAUUAUUCAUGAUAAAUGGUAAAGAAAAAUACUAUAACCUGUUAGUGCAGGCAGUGACACAAUUUUUAAAUAUAACUAAUAAAAUAUAUCCGUAAAACUUUCCGACACACAUAUUUAAGACAUUGAUUUUUUUCCUGCGGGACGUAUACAUGAAAAAGAAUACGAAGAAGAAAGAACCUAUAAACCAUACAAUAAAUAAAACAAUAUGUGAAAAUUUAAAGAAGGAAUGUAUUGUAUCUAUAUACUAUAUAUGUAGAAUUGUAAGAAUUUAUACAAUCGAAUUAUAUUCUUCUUAGGGUGUUAAAUUAAAAAUGCUCAGUAUUUCCUAGCACCUCCAGUUCGUUCUAUUUUAUACAUGGUGCACAGAAUGAUGAAGUAUAUUAUUUUAAGGCUUGGAAUAACAACGGUUCUUCCGUAUGUUCAAUAAAUACUUUGAAAUUAUUACUUUUCGUCGAAUUUUCAUCAUGUCGCUGAAAUUCAAUGUUUAAUUUUCUAUGUUUGCAUAAAUAACUCUUACUUUUGCAAUGACGACAUUAAAAGUAGCUUUUAACUUCCCCUGUAAAUAUACAUACAUCUCACCGUUAUGUAUAGGAACUAAACAGAAAACAAUUUCUUAGAUACAUUAUCCCUUACAUAUACAAAUACAAUUGACUCUUUAUCUUAUAAUACUAUCAGCUUUUAUUCUACAUAACAGCAGAGACUUGCAAGCUUGAACGCUACUCGAUAAAGGAAGGCACCUAAAUCAUACAAGCUAUAAUAUCUACAAAUUAUAUUACAUUUUGUUAUAUACAUAUAUAUGAGGCGGGGCAUUUUAAUCGUCACAAGCGGAUAUCUUGGGAACUAAGAAAGAUAAAAGAGUUGUAUGUAAAAGUUAUAGAUUUUCUUGAAAGGAAGAAGAUGAAAAUAACGGAUUUGAAGAGCCAUACUAAGGUCAAGAGUAACAUAAAUCUUUGAAUGGAAACUUCUAUUUUUUGUUAUAUUUUUGUCAAAACGAUUUCAAAACACUGGUUAUAAUACGUUUUAAGUUGAAAACUAGGGUGCGAUCCAUUUCAGGCUGCAAAUGCUUUGAAAUAUUCUCUGAUUGGCCAAUUCAAACAAUUCUUUCUUCCUGAUCAGUCAACGAAGCAUUUACAGCGUUAAAUAGUUCGCACUUUUAAAAAUAAGGAUUUCCAUUUAAAUAAAAAAUUCAUAUCUACUUUGACUAAUUCUUAUAACGUCUCCUAUACAAAGUUCGUUUUUCACCUUCUUUCCUCUAAGAAAACAUGUAUUUUACGAAACUUUUAUAUAAAUUUUUUUUUACCUCUCUUAAUAUUAAUUCUCUCCGCUUGGGAUAAAAUGUCCCACUCACACUGCACACACACAUAUAUAUAUACAUAUAUACAUAUAUACGUGCGAGCCUGCGCG